AUGGCGGAUUCAGGGGCGAGACGCACAGAGGGAGGACAGGGGUUCCCGAGACUUUGUGUUCAGGGCUCUGGUGGAUCAGAGAGUGCCCUUGAGCGACAGGGUCAGCGGGUGGGGACCCACGGCCCGGCAGCGGCGGUUACAGUCUCCGGGGCGCGCGCCCCUGCCCCGCGGGCUCAGCGCGCCCUCGCGGGCGCCCGGCCCCACCCCGCCCGGAGCCGCAGCGCCCCACCUGCCCUCGGGGUAACGGUUUCCCGGCGCGCGGACUCCGACCCGCCCCCCGGCCCCCUCCCGCCCCCCCCUCCUGCGCCGCCGCCGGCGGAGCCGGGCUCGGCCCCGGCUGCCCAGCGCUACCCGCCGGCGCUGCCCGCGCCGCCCGAGUGCCCCGAGCGCGCCGCGGGGCUGCGCGACCCGCCGGCGGAGCUGCCCCCGCGGCGCAGGGGCGCGGACGCGCUGCCCCCGCCGCCGCCGCCGGGGCGGCCCUCCGGGCAGGAGGUGGCGGCGGCCGGCGACUGCGGGGAGGGUCCGCGGCGCCCCCCCGAGGCGGCAGCCCUGGAGGCGGCGGCGCGGAAGGGCGGCCCCGGGGAGCCCGAGGCCGGCGCGGGCCGGGAGGGAGAGCGGCGGGGCGCGGGCGACCAGCCGGAGACGCGCUCGGUGUGCAGCAGCCGCAGCAGCAGCAGCGGCGGCGGCGACCAGCGCGCCGGGCACCCGCACCAGCACCACCAGCCCAUCUGCAAGAUCUGCUUCCAGGGCGCCGAGCAGGGGGAGCUGUUAAAUCCUUGCCGAUGUGAUGGGUCCGUUCGGUACACACAUCAGCUGUGUCUGCUAAAGUGGAUCAGUGAGAGGGGUUCCUGGACCUGCGAGCUCUGCUGUUACAGAUACCAUGUGAUAGCCAUUAAAAUGAAACAACCUUGUCAGUGGCAAAGCAUAUCUAUAACACUGGUUGAGAAAGUUCAGAUGAUUGCUGUAAUCCUAGGAUCCCUGUUCUUAAUAGCGAGUGUGACCUGGCUCCUCUGGUCAGCCUUCAGCCCCUAUGCCGUGUGGCAGAGGAAGGACAUCCUUUUUCAGAUCUGCUAUGGAAUGUAUGGUUUUAUGGAUCUAGUGUGCAUAGGUCUCAUUGUGCACGAAGGAGCCGCCGUGUACAGAGUCUUUAAACGCUGGCGAGCCGUUAAUUUGCACUGGGACGUGUUAAAUUACGACAAAGCCACCGACAUUGAAGAAAGUAGCCGGGGGGAGUCUUCUACAAGCAGGACUUUAUGGCUGCCGCUGACGGCGCUGCGGAACAGGAACUUGGUGCACCCCACGCAGCUCACCUCCCCGCGGUUUCAGUGCGGCUACAUGUUGUUACAUCUGUUCAACCGGAUGCGGACACACGAAGACUUGUCAGAAGACAACAGCUCCGGGGAGGUGGUGAUGAGAGUGACUUCAGUGUGACAAAAGCGUAAGACGGGCAGGGUGGGCCGCCCCCACCCCUCCACGCAUUCUGGAAUGUAAUUGCAAUGAAUGGCGAAACCCAUAGCACUUCUAAAAACACACAUCUAUGAACUUUUUAAAAUUUAUGCUUUUUAUAUGAACAUUUGAAUUGCAAAUACAUUUUUCUGACAAAAAAAGAGUCUUCUUGUUCUUUGUUUUCUGAUUGAUCACAUCUUUUAUAAGUUGGUACUUGAAAUCAUUAUACGUAUAAUUUGACUCUACUUGGUUAAAAGAAUGAUGAAAGUUAUCCUUAAGGCCAAAACUAUUUUUUCUUGCUUGUU
Molecule: messenger RNA, 1751 nt
Organism: Talpa occidentalis (Iberian mole)
Lineage: Eukaryota; Metazoa; Chordata; Mammalia; Eulipotyphla; Talpidae
Gene: MARCHF11
Product: membrane associated ring-CH-type finger 11
Exons: 5
Coding region: 1-1431 (476 amino acids)
Biological process (GO): protein ubiquitination
Molecular function (GO): zinc ion binding; ubiquitin-protein transferase activity
Source: RefSeq, a predicted model, not a curated record